Molecule: messenger RNA, 1813 nt
Organism: Megalobrama amblycephala (Wuchang bream)
Lineage: Eukaryota; Metazoa; Chordata; Actinopteri; Cypriniformes; Xenocyprididae
Product: C-type lectin lectoxin-Lio2-like
Exons: 3
Coding region: 202-939 (245 amino acids)
Source: RefSeq, a predicted model, not a curated record
UACACUUCGUCUUUUCAAUGCGUAUGUGGACAACAUUCAGAUACAGGUCGCAUGUUAAUGCCAAGUGUAAACGCAGCCUGAGUUUAUAUCUCACAACUUUAAAUUUUCUCAUAAUUCCUAAUAUUUAUUACUUGCAAUUCUGAUUUUAAUUUCUCAGAAUUGUGAGAUAUAAACCUGUUUUUUUUACUCUUUAUUCCGUGGAUGAAACAAGCUUCCAUAAAUUAUGUAACAGUCUCUGUCAAUCAGUCAUCCAAAAAAAAAAAAAUAGCUGUAGCCUAUUUCAUGCACAAAAAUGACAAAUCUCAACAAAAUAAGAUGUUAAAGUCUUUGUAUCUUCCUCCUUCAGCUCUGAUGCAUGUGACGCUCUCACAGACUCAUAUGUUUUACUUUGUUCAUGAGAACAUGAACUGGUCCGAAGCUCAGACAUACUGCAGACAGCAUUACACUGACCUCGCCACCAUUGAUGAUCAGACAGAUUAUGAAGAGCUGCUGAACACUGUGCAUGCUGGUUUUGAAGGAAAAUGGAUCUGGAUCUGGACUGGACUCUAUCGGACGAAUGCCGCUGCUCCCUGGACCUGGUCCGAUCAGAGCGAAUCCACGUUCAGAUCAUGGGGGUUUGGACAGCCGAACAAUAACGGUGGCAGUCAAUUUUGCGUGGGAACAUCUCUUAUUGGAACGUUUAAUGAUGUGGACUGUCACCUUAAAUAUGCUGCUGUCUGCUACAAUAAGAGGAGGAGACAGACGGUCAGACUGAUGGUCAAAUCAAGUCAAAAUGUGAACGAUCCUGGAGUGAAGAAAGACAUUUUAGCAAAGAUUGAGCAGAUGCUGAUGGCGAAAGGACUGACAGAAGAUGUUAAACUGACAUAUAGAAUCCAAUCCGAUGGGAAUGUCUUCCAGAAGGAUCAGAUGAUUAAUGUCACUGAACACACUAGCUUUUAAAAGUGAAGAAAUAAAACUUAACUGGCUGUUUAGUAAUAAAAUACAACUUUAUUAAUCUUCUGCAGUGAAAUAAUAGUAGCUUAUAGCAAGAAGUCAAGACAUAUUUACACAUUUUUAGCUGAUUUACAUGUACACAUUAAUUUAGCAGGUACAUUUAUUUAAAGCGACUUACAAAUGAGGAAUAUCACAGGCAAUUUAUCAUAGAGCAACAAUAUUCAUAGGUUUAAUAAAAACUAGACUAGUAAACAAGCUAUAAUAGCAAUAUAAAAGCUGAGGUGAAGUACAGUAAUGAAGAGAAAUAGAACUAGAUAAAUAGGAGUUUUAUUGCUUUGGUUUGUCUGAUCAUCAUUUAUCUGUGUAUCACUAUAUUGCAGAUGUACAGAUCCCUGGAUUAUACUUGAGUACUGUGGCUAAUGCUAAAAUGAAAAUUAAAAAAAAAAAUGCAACUGAACCCUCUGCUGCAAUAUUCAUAACUGACAGUUGUCUAAAAUUAAAGUCAGUGUUAAACUGAGAACUUAUGAAUGUAAAUAUCUUUAAAAAUACCAAUGAACUAUAAUUCAUCUGUGAAGUUUUGGGGAAAUUCUUGAAGCCUGUUUCCUAUGUGGUGACAGUCCUUGGGCUCCAUCUGUUGGACGGCAAUGAUUUGCCAAUCCUAACUGGGGUACAACCACCAGAAAAACUUCACUGAAAAAUGAAUUUACCAUCUUGGGAAUCAUUUUCCACCACAAUACUUCACAAUGGUUCACAAACUUUUUCUGACUUCCUGACUUUUUCUGAACUCCAUUUUAUUUCUUUUUUAUUUCUUUCUUUGAAAUAUUGUAAUUAUUAGAACUUCAGGAUAUGAAGUCUUUAAGGGCUGGCCCAUGCUAAAUGA